AACCAUCAAAAUAUCAAACUAAUUUAUAAGAAAGAAAAGAUGGUUGCAAAUUAUUCAUUGUACUCUCUUCCUGCGACGGUAUUAGUUGCUUACUAUCCAUAUUUUUAUAAAAGUUUUCUUGUUACAAAACAAACAGGUAAUUGGAAUAAUAUUAACCCAAGAGAAAAUGUUAAUAAAGCAGAAAGACAAAUGACCCAAGAGGCAUGGCGUAAAGCUAAACGUUGUGAAGCUGCUCAUCAAAAUGGUUUGGAAACUUUUCCAAUUUUUGCUACUGCUGUGAUUGCUGCUAAUGUGACUGGUGUACCCACACUCUAUCUCAACGCAUUAUCAACUUCUUAUGUUGUAUCUCGAAUUAUUUAUAAUUCUAUUUAUAUUAAUAAUGAAUCAGCUAAAGUAGCCAAUUUUCGUAGUUUGGUUUGGGCAGCUUCUAUGGGAAUAUCCUUUUCUUUAUAUAUACUUGCCGCAAAGAGAAGUUCAAAACGUUAAUCAAUUUUUUGUGCGGGAGAGUUUUAUUUGUGACUUUAGGAUUAUACUUUUAUAAUAAUAAAUUGUACAAUAAUACCAAGCCUGUGGUAUUUAUUUAUUGUGAAAUAACUUUCUUAUUCCAGCAUUAUUUGAAACAAAUUUUGCACACAAUUAUUAUUAUAUUAUAAUUCAUUUAUGAUUUAGAAUAUAUAAUAUAUACUUAAAAUUCUAAUAAGUAAAAGUAAAAUUUAGCUUUGAUAAUUCUUCAAUUCGCUAAUAAAUUUAGUUUAUAUCAUGAAACAAGUUUAAAAAU
Rhizophagus irregularis DAOM 181602=DAOM 197198 is the source of this 778-nucleotide messenger RNA. RefSeq lists its product as uncharacterized. NCBI's taxonomy places the organism in Eukaryota, Fungi, Glomeromycota, Glomeromycetes, Glomerales, Glomeraceae. The record is from RefSeq and is a predicted model, not a curated record. Gene Ontology annotation, cellular component: membrane.